Messenger RNA from Helianthus annuus (common sunflower), 1224 nucleotides. RefSeq names its product ribosomal RNA small subunit methyltransferase nep-1. Gene Ontology annotation, molecular function: rRNA (pseudouridine) methyltransferase activity; rRNA binding. The coding region runs from base 149 to 1015 and encodes 288 amino acids. The record is from RefSeq and is a predicted model, not a curated record. The transcript has 7 exons. Gene Ontology annotation, biological process: rRNA base methylation. NCBI's taxonomy places the organism in Eukaryota, Viridiplantae, Streptophyta, Magnoliopsida, Asterales, Asteraceae. Gene Ontology annotation, cellular component: small-subunit processome; nucleolus.
CGGUUAAUACUUUUUCCUUGCCGAUUUGCUUCAAUACCUACGAGUUGAAACGAAACUUAACCCACGCAGCCGCCACCACUCUUCAAUCUCUGCCGCUCUUCACUCCAAGUACUUAUAAUUCUCAUCAAACAAACAACAGAAGAAGAAGAUGGUGAGACCAUAUGCAGUUAAAGGCCACAAGAGGAAGAAAAACAAAAAAGAAAUAUAUGAUAAAGAAGAAGAUGAACAAGAAAAUGUUGAACAAGAAUCAGAAGAAGAAGAGGGUGUGCAGAAGAAAUUGAAGAGUGGAGUUACAGAAUCAGAUGAAGAAAAAGCAGAAGAAGCUGCACAAGAACUUGUGGGGAUUCCUGUUAGUUUGAAUGAGAAACAGGGGAAUGAUAAGAAUACUCCUUCUGUUGUUUUUGUUCUUGAAAAGGCUUCUUUGGAAGUUGCUAAAGUGGGAAAGAGUUAUCAAUUAUUGAAUUCAGAGGAUCACGCCAAUUUUCUGAAGAAAAAUAACCGAAACCCUGCAGAGUACCGGCCCGACAUUUCUCAUCAGGCAAUAUUAAACAUCUUAGAUAGCCCACUGAAUAAAGCUGGUAAACUAAAAGCUUUGUAUGUGAGAACCGAAAAAGGUGUACUUAUCGAAAUCAAACCUCAUGUUCGUAUUCCAAGGACGUUUAAACGUUUUGCUGGAAUCAUGUUGCAGCUACUUCAAAAACUGAGUAUUUCGGCUGUUGGAAAACGGGAAAAGCUUUUGCGUGUGAUUAAGAAUCCUGUAACUCAGUAUCUCCCGGUCAAUUCUCGCAAAAUAGGGUUUUCGCAUAGUUCAGAAAAGUUGGUUGAUAUGCAUGAUUAUGUGGCCACGGUGGACAACGAUGCAACUCUUGUUUUUGUGGUUGGUGCAAUGGCCCAUGGCAAAAUCGAAUGCGACUACAUAGAGGAUUUUAUAUCAAUUUCUGGGUAUCCGUUGAGUGCGGCAUACUGCAUUACAAGGAUAACCAAUGCCUUGGAGCGCAAACACGGGAUUGUAUGAACACGGUCCUACUUUUACUUGUAAUUUUGAUACAUGAUUAAAAGAUGACAUUUUUAAGAUAAUUUUCAUGUUUUUAUUUGUGAUCCAGUUUUGACAUUCAACUGUUUUUUCGUUUCGGCUAUUAACUUUCAGAAACCUAAAACACUGUAGGUUUGGCUACUUAUGAUUUUCUAAGUGUAAAAUCUUCAAGAUUCCAGCUUUGUUAUGAA